Messenger RNA from Chlamydomonas reinhardtii, 2326 nucleotides. RefSeq lists its product as uncharacterized. Gene Ontology annotation, biological process: mitotic DNA replication preinitiation complex assembly; double-strand break repair via break-induced replication; DNA replication initiation. The transcript is spliced from 13 exons. Gene Ontology annotation, cellular component: DNA replication preinitiation complex. Gene Ontology annotation, molecular function: chromatin binding; DNA replication origin binding; single-stranded DNA binding. The coding region runs from base 362 to 2287 and encodes 641 amino acids. NCBI's taxonomy places the organism in Eukaryota, Viridiplantae, Chlorophyta, Chlorophyceae, Chlamydomonadales, Chlamydomonadaceae. The record is from RefSeq and is a predicted model, not a curated record.
CAUUCAUUUGGCUGCAUUAUUUACAUUACUACCCACGAAAGUGUCGCCACCUCUUAAUCUUGUUUAGCUACAAAAGCUGCAGCUCGACCCUCUAGCCGCUGUCCUCAAAGCCCACGAAUUUCAGGCACUUGCACAGAUACUUGCUCUGUAAAGGCUUUGCCGGGGUCGUGACCUUCAAGCUUUCCCCCCCGGCAUUUUGCUAGCGACUGGAGCCGUUCUCUCGGCAUACCUGGCAGCUCCCUCGGAUAGCAGUUCAGACUAGCAGCACAGCAUGCGGUCGUAGGGGCGCAUCUGCGCGCCCGCGCCUUGCCGGGAGAGGCGAGCUGGGCAAGCGCACUCGGCCUGACCUUCACCAGCUAACAUGAUUGUCGAGGCACAAUACUUGCUACAAGUUUACGGAGCUAUCAAAAAUGACUGCCGUGGCAGCGAAGACCAGGCUGUUAUGUGCUUCGCUGCCUGCACGGAUGCCGACUCGGUUUGCGCGUCACAGCAGCUCAUGAACCUGUUCAACCGGGAGGGCAUCUUCUUCACGCUCAUACCCGUGGACAGCUAUGAGGAGGUUAAGGCGCACUGCGAGCCCUUGGUGCAGGCAGAGGAGGUCAAGACCGUGGUGCUUAUCAACUGCGGCGCCACAGAUGACAUUCGCUCGCUGUGUGAGCUGCCAGACAACGUGCGCAUCGUCAUCAUCGACCACCAUCGGCCAGUAUGGCAUGGCCACAACGUUGAGGAUGACACGAACACGCUUGUGCUCGUAGACGAGGACGACCCGGUGCCCAAAGCGUCCGUGCCGGUGUACAACCCCAACGAGCAAGAGGAGGAUGAGGAGGACUCGGGGUCAGAGGCCUCAGAGGCUGAGAAGGAUGAUGAGGAAGACCAGGAGGCAGGCGUCAGCGGCGACGGGGAUGAGGACGAGGACGAUCUCGGGGUGCGGCCCGGGAGAAAGCGGCGGCGGCGCAGCACCGGCGCAGACCAGGAGGAGCGGCCAGCCAAGCGGAGCCCUGAGGCGCGCGCACAAGCAAGAGCAGAGCGGCGGAAACUGGCGGAGCUCAUAGACGCCUACUACAGCGAUUGCAACGGCUACGGGAAACCGUCCUCACUUUUGCUGUUUGCGCUCGUAAACACAGCGCAGCACGAUGACAACUUUCACCUCUGGUGUGCCAUCGUGGGCCUGACGGAGCAGCUGUUGUUCCACCAGAUUAGCAAGCAGCAAUACAACACGUGGCGGGAGGGGCUGGAGCAGAAGACGCACGUGCAGGCUGACCCGCAGGAGGAGCUGGAUAAUGAGGCCGCCAAUGGGCUGCUCCACAUACCGCGCCAGAAGGUGCACGUGGAGCCCUUUGACGACCUGCGGCUGACGCUGCUGCGCUACUGGACCAUCGAGGACAGCCUACGGUACACGGGCUACGUGGCUGCUCGGCUGCAGACGUGGCGGCAAAAGGGGCUGGACAACCUGCGCAGCCUGUUGACGUACAUGUGCAUCCCGCUCAAACACGCAACAACCGCCUACAAGGGCCUGCGUGAGGUGUACAACAGCCAGCUGCGCGCCCAGCUGCCGCGGUUCGCGCCGCAGCACAUGCUGGCGUGGGACUCGCUGCACCUCAGCAGCUUCCGGCUGCUGUACAAGCACGAGGAGAUCUCGGCCUCAGACAUGGUGUUCGCGUUGUUGGGGCUGCUCACGGACGCCAAGCCCAAGGAGAAGAGCUGGCACCGCGCCGCCUUCAACGACGCCUCGAACGCUCUGCACGUGCAGCGCAACCUGAACGUGGUGGAGAAGGGCAUUGAGCUGGCCAAGCGCAUGUGCAGUGACGUCGUGCACGAGUGCGGGCUGAUGAUCACCUCGGGCAAGGUGAAGGGCGGCCGCAACGCCGACUACCGCUGGGUGAACGUGGCGGAGAGCAACGGCCUGGCCAACCCGCGCUUCACGCACCCCGCCGUGCUCAAGUAUAUGGCGCUGUUCCUGCGCGACGCCACCAGCCACCGAUACAGCUCCAACGACGCGCGGAGGCCCAUGGUGGUGGCGGGGCCGCCCGAUGAGGGCGGCAUGUGCUGCGUGGUGGCUGUGCACGCCAAGCACAUUUCCGGGAACAAGCUGCAGAAAAACCCGUUCGCGCGGCCCUUCAUCGAGACGGCCAGCGCGCUGCACAUCUUCCAGCAGAAGAGCGCCUUCGAGAACACCACGUUCCACCUGCGCAAGGAGGAGGUGGGCCCCUUCCUGGACCGCCUGCAGCACGUCGUCAAGGAGUACACGGAGGAGGCCAAGCGCCUGGAGCAGGUCGCGGCCGCGUAAGGAUGCCGCGGCUGUGGUGGCUGUGAUCAGGGCUCAAGC